GCCGAUGGUCGGAAAGUCCUGCGGUCAAGCAUACGGGAGUUCCUGUGCAGCGAGGCUAUGUUUCACCUAGGAAUACCAACAACAAGGGCUGGAACGUGUGUGACAUCUGACUCAAAAGUCAUCCGUGACAUAUUUUAUGAUGGGAAUCCAAAAAGUGAAAGGUGUACAGUUGUUCUGAGAAUAGCUUCUACAUUUAUAAGGUUUGGUUCUUUUGAAAUUUUUAAACCUACUGAUGAAUACACAGGACGCAAGGGUCCCAGUGUUAACCGAAAUGAUAUUCGAAUACAGAUGCUUGAUUAUGUGAUCAGCACUUUCUAUCCAGAAAUCCAGGAGGCUUAUUCAGACAACAGUAUUCAGAGGAAUGCUGCUUUCUUCAAAGAGAUAACAAAACGGACAGCGAGAUUGGUUGCUGAAUGGCAGUGUGUUGGGUUUUGCCAUGGUGUGCUGAACACAGAUAACAUGAGCAUAGUUGGACUAACCAUUGACUACGGCCCUUUUGGAUUUAUGGACAGGUAUGACCCUGAGCACAUUUGCAAUGGUUCUGAUAAUACAGGGCGCUAUGCUUACAACAAGCAGCCAGAGAUUUGCAAGUGGAACCUAGGGAAGCUUGCCGAAGCUCUAGUUCCAGAGCUGCCCUUGGAAAUAAGUGAACUCAUCCUGGAAGAAGAAUAUGACACAGAAUUUGAGAAACAUUAUUUGCAGAAGAUGAGGAAGAAACUAGGCCUAAUCCAGCUGGAGUUAGAAGAAGAUAGUAAGCUGGUGUCUGAGCUCCUUGAAACCAUGCAUCUCACAGGUGGAGACUUCACAAAUAUUUUCUACUUGCUGAGUUCAUUCUCAGUAGAUUUUGAUCCUUCAAAAUUGGAAGAUUUCUUAGAAGAGCUUACAAGUCAGUGUGCUUCUGUGGAAGAACUGAAAGUUGCUUUCAAACCACAGAUGGAUCCAAGACAACUGUCAAUGAUGCUAAUGUUGGCUCAGUCUAAUCCUCAGCUGCUUGCAUUAAUUGGAACAAAAGCUAAUAUAAAUAAAGAAUUAGAACGCAUUGAACAAUUCUCUAAACUGCAGCAGUUGACAGCAGCUGAUUUACUCAGCAGAAAUAAAAGACACUGGAAGGAAUGGCUGGAGAAAUACAGAGUCCGUUUGCAAAAAGAAAUAGAAAGCGUAAGUGAUGCUGAUGCCUGGAACACCGAUCGUGUGAAGGUUAUGAGUUCAAACAACCCAAAAUACAUCUUGAGAAACUAUAUUGCCCAGAAUGCCAUAGAAGCAGCUGAAAAUGGGGAUUUCUCAGAGGUAAGAAAUGUACUGAAACUCUUGGAGAAUCCAUUCCAAGAAGCAGAAAGUUUCAGGGAGGUAAAGGAAGAUGCAGAAGAGGAGGGAGCAACUGCUACAGGAGCUGCUUGUGCUCAGGAGACCAGAAGCAGACUACCAUAUUGCAGUAAACCUCCACUGUGGGCGUCAGAGCUCUGUGUUACAUGA
Molecule: messenger RNA, 1473 nt
Organism: Cariama cristata (Red-legged seriema)
Lineage: Eukaryota; Metazoa; Chordata; Aves; Cariamiformes; Cariamidae
Gene: SELENOO
Product: selenoprotein O
Exons: 8
Coding region: 58-1473 (471 amino acids)
Source: RefSeq, a predicted model, not a curated record